UAAAUGUAGCGUAAGAAGAAAACGAGGGCAGAACUAUCUGUAUAAUCGUUUGUUCAUGCCGGAACUUCCUAAUCGACGGAACCGAGUUGAUGGCUUGGGAGUCGGAUUCGGUUUAAGUAAUUUCUGAGUAAUAUUUUCCCUCAUCGUUAGUCUCAAGAUUCCGUUAUUUACCGUGUAUGUAAUGAACGACGUUGUUUGUUGGUCGUUUGUAUAAAUAUAAAAUUUACGUUUUACAUUUCAAAGAACCGACAGUUUCCCAUCUCGGUGUGAUACCUGCUGGUAGUAUUUUAAUCGGUUAGUAACGUUUUUGUAAAGAUCUGGGUUGCACUUUGUUACAGUUAAGCACGCGAUUUUAAAUUCCGUAUUUUCCUCAGAAUUGCUUUUUGAAACUUUGGAAAAGUCAGAUCGGAAUUUUAUUAUUGUUUUUAAAAUUUGAUUCACUUUAAUGGAACCACAGUGCAAACGUAGAAAGGCAACGCAGGAUGAACCCGUGUCUUGGGAAGUUUUGCCAGUCCUUUCAGACGAGCAGUCCCAGGAUACGCAGUUGUUGGAUGCUUACGCUGCGCCCAUCAUUAACAAGAGAGAAACAUCUCGCCUCGUUAAGGAGCUGGCCACGAUUUAUCCCUUGACUGGUCUUCAGCACAUCAAACGAGUGAGAGCAUGUAAAGACAGUAGCACCCCACACCCUUUGGAGAUUAUUGUCUGUUUGGUAAGUGACUUACAAGAAAGCCACGGAGAGGUAUCCAUUUCAGAUUUAUCUUCUGGCAAAUUUGAUAGAAAUGGUUUGGGGGAGCUGUUCUUGGUGAAAAUACCAGCAUGUCCUCCACUUACACGGCCUCAGUUUGAACUGGCCAGCAAACACUGGCCGACUUCCUUCCAUGAAGAUAAGCAAGUCACUGUGGCUCUUAAGGGACAGCUGUUUACUGCUGACCAAAAAGCAAAAAUGCAGGAGUACAUGCUAACUGCUAUCACGGCAGCGAAAGCAGGACAGGCAGCAGGGAUGGAUUCUGUCGGCGCCGUCAUUGUUGAUCCACAAAUGGACAGAGUUCUAGCUGUGGGACAUGACUGCAGAGGAGGAUCGCACCCCUUGCAUCACGCUGUGAUGGUCUGCAUUGAUCUUGUGGCUCGUGGCCAGGGGGGUGGAGCUUAUGAGUACCAGUACCCCACCUGUCAGUUUUCUGCACCCAGUUCUUCACCCGGCUUGAGCAUCAGGUGCCCCGUUGGCCUGGAGGUUAAAGAUGAGGUGGAUGAAGCAAAACAAAGUGGACUUCCCUAUAUCUGCACAGGGUAUGAAGUGUAUGUCACCCGAGAGCCCUGUGUGAUGUGCGCCAUGGCGCUGGUGCACUCCAGGAUAAGCAGGGUGUUUUACGGAAGUGCUUCUGCCGAUGGGGCUUUAGGAACCAGAUACAAGAUCCACACGCAGAAGGAUCUGAACCACCAUUUUGAAGUUUUUAAAGGCGUUCUGCAACAGGAGUGUGACGAUCUCAACGGUAUAGCAUUUUAAAUGGACUAGUUUUUUUUAAUAUUCAGAUUUUAAAAAACAUGUUUUAUAUGUCUUGAUGGUUCUCCCCAUCUAUAUGUUAUUUUUAAAAUGCUUUGCAGCCAUAUCUGUGCAGGUACUUUGAAUUUCAGGGUUAAGUAUAAACAUGAAAAAUAUCUUAACAGUGUUUGAUGGAAUUGGGUGCUAAUUGGGAUGCAACUGUGGAAAAGAGAACAAAAACAUGACCAAAUUUCAACAAUAAAUUGUAACCAUUCCUAAAAACAUAAAUCAUUUGUUUUAAUGAAACACCAAA
Paramormyrops kingsleyae is the source of this 1793-nucleotide messenger RNA. RefSeq names its product adenosine deaminase tRNA specific 3 (gene adat3). Lineage: Eukaryota; Metazoa; Chordata; Actinopteri; Osteoglossiformes; Mormyridae. The record is from RefSeq and is a predicted model, not a curated record. Gene Ontology annotation, cellular component: cytoplasm; nucleus. Gene Ontology annotation, molecular function: tRNA-specific adenosine-34 deaminase activity.